Cherax quadricarinatus is the source of this 753-nucleotide messenger RNA. The record is from RefSeq and is a predicted model, not a curated record. NCBI's taxonomy places the organism in Eukaryota, Metazoa, Arthropoda, Malacostraca, Decapoda, Parastacidae.
AUGGCCAGUCAUGCUGCCAUCACCUUUUCUCCGCGUUAUUCUAGUAUUUCUACACCUCACUCUAGUUACAAAUCUGUGGACAGCUCUGCAGGAGGUGUGAGUGUGUUGUGUAAAACACAAGAGGGACACAUGUGGACGGUGUUCCUGGUCCGCCAGCGCGAGACUACACAAGUGAACUUCACCAGGACCUGGCAUGACUACAAGACUGGCUUCGGUGACCCAAGUGGAGAAUAUUGGCUGGGCAAUGACAACCUUCACGCUCUGACCAGCGGAGGUCAUCGUUAUAGGUUCAGGGUGAUCGCUACCAACCUUCUAGGAGAACAACGAUCUGCAGUGUGGGAGACGUUUAGUGUUGCUAACGAAGCCAGCAAGUACAGAGUGACACUGGGAGGCUACAGCAGCACUAGCACCCUGGGUGACGCACUCACCAGUCAACACACCUGGGCGCUGAUGGACGGUAUGAGCUUCACCACUGUGGACCGUGAUCACGACACUUGGUCAGAUGGUAAAUGUUCACGUGCUUACUACAGAGUUACUUGUACUUACUGUGACCUUCACUAUCAAGAAGCUGAGUAUGAGAGUUAUGCUGGAGCACCACCUGGAGCAUCACCUUGGUCAUUAUUGGAUGAUACAGGUAAUAUUAGGAUAACGAAUAAAAGAGCAGCUUCCAAAAAGCUUGUGGAUAACGCAUCUCCUGCUGAUGAAACUCCUAGUUCAUCCACAUGUAUUACUGAUGACAAGGAUGUGUUUUAG